This is a messenger RNA of Aspergillus clavatus NRRL 1, 468 nucleotides long. RefSeq lists its product as uncharacterized. The transcript is spliced from 4 exons. NCBI's taxonomy places the organism in Eukaryota, Fungi, Ascomycota, Eurotiomycetes, Eurotiales, Aspergillaceae. The record is from RefSeq and is a predicted model, not a curated record. The coding region runs from base 1 to 468 and encodes 155 amino acids.
AUGGACUCUGACACGGAUUAUGCAGACUUUGUCAGCUGCGGGAAAACGGCGGAAAACCGCAUGUUCGAGUUCUGGGCGGAUAUCAUCAACGGGUUCUUCCCGUUCCAGGCCAAUACCUUCCCCUCACCGGCGUAUCUGUUCGCUAAUGGUGCCUCCCCAGGCGAGCAGCGGGCAUGCCUGACGGCAAUGCUCAGCUCCGGUGCCUUGGCCAAGAUCAUCCAUUUGAUCGUCGCGCCUUCCCCCGUGCCAGACAGGAGUGCAGCUUACGCUUGGGCGGAUAAAGAGGCUGAGCUGCGUCCGGCCCUGGCGGCGGCGUUUUUCGCCCUCCCCAACCGCGAAAAGAGGGGAAUCUAUGGACUGAUUGCCAUUGGUGAUUUUGUCCGGCUCUAUGAAUACACCCUGGCUGCUGGGGCCACUAGCGACGUCGACGAUGCCUCGCACUCUCAUGGCCAGGAAUAUGUGAUAUGA